Messenger RNA from Oncorhynchus mykiss (rainbow trout), 347 nucleotides. RefSeq names its product defensin, beta-like 1 (gene defbl1). Gene Ontology annotation, biological process: innate immune response. Lineage: Eukaryota; Metazoa; Chordata; Actinopteri; Salmoniformes; Salmonidae. Gene Ontology annotation, cellular component: extracellular region. The record is from RefSeq and is marked provisional.
AGCCACCAGAAUGUCUUGUCAACGUAUGGUCACUUUGGUGCUCCUGGUUUUCCUAUUGCUUAAUGUUGUGGAGGAUGAGGCUGCAUCAUUUCCCUUCUCUUGCCCCACCCUGAGUGGAGUCUGCCGAAAACUUUGCCUGCCAACAGAGAUGUUCUUUGGACCACUGGGCUGUGGAAAGGGAUUCUUGUGCUGUGUUUCUCAUUUCUAAAGACAACUGAAUAAUUACUAGAUUGUUUCUGAUCAAUCACACAUGAAGACAUCACAUCCGCAUGUAUGGUCUUUCUUCUUAUGUCCCUCCACUUGACCUUGGAUUCUGUGGACUUCCUUCCAUGACUUAACUGUGUGUC